Messenger RNA from Letharia columbiana, 288 nucleotides. RefSeq lists its product as uncharacterized. NCBI's taxonomy places the organism in Eukaryota, Fungi, Ascomycota, Lecanoromycetes, Lecanorales, Parmeliaceae. Bases 1 to 288 code for a protein of 95 amino acids. The record is from RefSeq and is a predicted model, not a curated record. The transcript has a single exon.
AUGUCAGAUUGCGCAUAUGCGGUCUUCCGUCCUUUUCCUUUGACGCCGAAACCUGCGUUUCUUGCAGACCCGGGAGGGUUUCUCGGUGCUCACGGUUCUUCUGGGUGGGUCAACAGCUGUGAGGAGUUUGUCAUGUGCAUUGAUAGCUCACAUAUUCUCAAUUCCGAGGUGCAUUUGCGGGCGACGACCACUCCCGAUACCACACCGAACACCAUCUUUGAUCAAAAAGAGGGUCAGAGCCGCAACUCCAAGUUCAAAUCCGAGACAGAUCUUGUCAGUGUCAGUUGA